Messenger RNA from Westerdykella ornata, 2212 nucleotides. RefSeq names its product pseudouridine synthase. Gene Ontology annotation, cellular component: nucleus. Gene Ontology annotation, molecular function: pseudouridine synthase activity; RNA binding. The coding region runs from base 109 to 1815 and encodes 568 amino acids. NCBI's taxonomy places the organism in Eukaryota, Fungi, Ascomycota, Dothideomycetes, Pleosporales, Sporormiaceae. The record is from RefSeq and is a predicted model, not a curated record. The transcript is spliced from 3 exons. Gene Ontology annotation, biological process: tRNA pseudouridine synthesis; mRNA pseudouridine synthesis.
GACAAGAAGCGCAAGUUCGACGACCGCGACCGCCACCGCCGCGGCGGCCGGGGACGCGGCGGUCACCUCCAGCACGGCAGCAAGGGCCACGCUAAUAAGAAGAGAAAUAUGGGACGUAAUGAGCAUUUUCGCGAGCAAUUAGACAGGCGCGGUCGCAACGAGGAGCAGCAGGAGAAGAAUAAGCGGAAAGAGGCGAAUGGCGAAAACGAGGGAUCUAUACUGCCGUCUGCUUUCCCCAAGGAAGAGGUCGAUGCUGAGGGUCGACGUCCUAAGCGCAAGGUCGCGGUUCUCCUGGGCUACUCUGGCACAGGCUAUAAGGGCAUGCAGAUCGACCACAAGCAGAAAACGAUCGAGGGUGAUCUGUUCAAUGCUUUUGUGGCUGCGGGGGCUAUAUCGAAGGCGAAUGCGGACGAUCCCAAGAAAUCCUCACUUGUACGCUGUGCUCGUACGGACAAGGGCGUCCAUGCAGCGGGCAAUGUCAUAUCGCUGAAGCUGAUUAUUGAGGAUGAGAACAUUGUGGAGAAGAUCAAUAGCCAUUUGUCGCCUCAAAUCCGGAUAUGGGGCAUCCAACGGACAACGGGCUCCUUCAGCUGCUACCAAGCAUGCGACUCGAGAUGGUACGAGUACCUCAUUCCGACCCAUUCUUUCCUCCCACCGCACCCAUCGAGUUUCAUGGGAAAGAAGCUGGUCGAGUAUGCGGAGCAGAAGGGGGAUAUGGAAGGUUAUCUUAGUCGGCAAGCCGAGGUUGCGAAUUUCUGGCCGGAGGUCGAGGAGAAGUACAUCAAGCCGAUUCUGGACUCUCUGGAUGACUCAAUACGACCGUUGGUUGAAGAAGCGCUAUAUGCCACCGAAGCCACCGAUGCUAGCGAACCCGAUCCCAUCAUCGAUGCUUCCAUUGAUUUGCAGGAAGAAGAGCAAGCGAACAAGGAAGCAUCCGGGACAUCCAACGUCAAUGAGACUGCCGAGGAAGCAGCAGAAAAAGCGGCGGGCGAGGAAGCCAAGGAAGCGAUAGAAAACUUGCAGAAACAAGAGCCGGGCCUGGUGCUGAACGACUCCACCGACGGCAGCGUGGCCCUCCCACAAAACACGGUCAACAAAUCCGCGCUCGAAGCUGCCGUCAAGGCCCUUAAGAAGGCAUACAUGGACGCCAAAAAGGCGUAUCGCAUAUCCCCCGAGCGUCAGAAGCGUGUCCAGGAUGCUCUGAAUAUCUACCUCGGAACGCACAAGUUCCACAACUACACCGUGCAGAAGAAAUUCAACGACCACUCGGCGCGGAGAUUCAUCAAGUCCUUCAAGGUGGCCGAGAACCCCAUCAUCAUCAACGACACGGAAUGGCUUUCGUUGAAGGUGCAUGGGCAGAGCUUCAUGAUGCACCAGAUCAGGAAGAUGGUAGGCAUGGCCGCGCUGACGGUGCGCUGCGGCACCAACCCUUCCAUCAUUGAGGAAUCGUUCGGCAACGUCACGGUCCGCAUUCCCAAGGCUCCCGGGCUGGGCUUGCUUCUCGAGCGACCCGUGUUUGACUCGUACAACGAGAAGCAGGCGGCUCAGCAUGGGCGAGAGAAGAUUGACUUCAGCAAGUAUGACAAGGAGAUUGAGGAUUUCAAGGAGCGGGAGAUUUACCAGCGCAUUUUCCGGGAAGAAGCGCAGGGGAAUCAGUUCAACUCGUUCUUUACGCAUCUGGAUAACUACCGGGAUCCCACUUUCCUCUACCUCACCUCUGGCGGGAUAGAGGCGACGAAGAGGCUUUCCAACAAGUCGAUGCAGGCCAAGUGGGAGGAUUCUGAGGACGAGAAUGCCUCGGGUGGCGAGGGGUAAAGUAGGUCAUGUAUAGGACCAUUGUUCCCAAGGCUGGUCAUAUGUUGAGGAAGACUAUUGAUUAUAUGUCUACAUAUAUACCACUUCUGAACGCCAUGGCCCCGAGCCACAAGACUUUGUUGUAUGAAAUGACGGCUUCAACCUGGUGUGCCUAUCAUUAUGGCUUCCGGAGAUGACGAUGGGAGAUACAGGCGUGGUUUGUUCGCCUCGUGCGUGAGAUACUUGAAGGUUUCGUAGAAGCCGCAAUUGCCCGUGCCCUGGAGGGAAUCGCCUAUGAAAUUCGGGGGACCAAGCGAGGUCAUUCGGAUUCGACUUGGAAUGUAGAUGGAUGCUAUAUGGACUCACUGUGACUGGAACCCUUUAAGACUGCGAAAACCAAGGAUAAGCACACAGCCGU